Molecule: messenger RNA, 1105 nt
Organism: Oenanthe melanoleuca
Lineage: Eukaryota; Metazoa; Chordata; Aves; Passeriformes; Muscicapidae
Exons: 4
Source: RefSeq, a predicted model, not a curated record
GGGAGAGGUUGUUUACAGCAGCCCGGCCCCGGGAGCUUUAACCCGGCCGGCGGCGAGGCCGAGCGCGGAGCGCCGCUCGCCAUGGCGGCGGUGCUCUCCCGGCGCCUGGGGAAGCGCUCCCUGCUCGGCACCCGCGUGGCCGCUCCCGAUCCCAGCCCCGAUCCCGACGGGAUCCCGGGACUCGCCCCGCACCGCCCCCGAGCCAGCCCCGGAUCAUCAAAUCCCGGAUCCCCAAAUCCUGGAUCUCCAAAUCUUGGAUUCCCAAAUCCUGGAUCGCCAAAUGUUGGAUCCCCAAAUCUUGGAUCACCAAAUGUCAGAUCCCCAGAUCCUGGAUCCUCAAAUCUUGGAUUCCCAAAUCCUGGAUCACCAAAUGUUGGAUCCCCAGAUCUCAAAUCCCCAAAUCUUGGAUCACCAAAUAUCGGAUCACCAAAUCUUGGAUCCGUGAAUCCUGGAUCACCAAAUCCCGGAUUCCCAAAUCCUGGAUCAUCAAACAUCGGAUUCCCAAGUCUUGGAUCACCAAAUCCCGGAUUCCCAAAUCCUGGAUCCCCAAAUCUUGGGUUCUCAAAUCCCAAAUCGCCAAAUCUUGAAUCCCCAAAUGUCGAAUCACCAAAUCCUGGAUCACCAAAUCUCGGAUUCCCAAAUCUUGGAUCCUCGAAUCCUGGAUCCCCAAAUCCCACAUCACCAAAUCUUGGAUCAACAAAUCCCAGAUUCCCAAAUCCUGGAUCAUCAAAUAUCGGAUUCCCAAAUCUUGGAUCACCAAAUCCCACAUUCCCAAAUCCUGGAUCGCCAAAUCCCAGAUUGUCAAAUCCUGGAUCGCCAAAUCCCAGAUUCCCGAAUUCUGGGUUCCCGAAUUCCGGAAGCUUCCGGCAGCUCAAUGGGCAGCAGGUGCUGGUGACGUCCCUGGAUGAGCAGAUCCCGGGAUUCCCGGCGUGCUGGAGGGUGCAGGACGCGCUCCAGGCCCCAUCCCGGCCCAGCGUUCCCGGGAGAUCCGUGUCCAGCAGCAUCGACGUGCCCAGGAGGCGCUCGGACGCGGCAGUGGAGAUGGACGAGAUGGUGGCGGCCAUGGUGCUGACGAGCCUGUCCUGCAGCCCUGCCCUGCACAGCC